AUGGUUGAUAUUUCUUCUAUUAAUAAUUUUUUUCUAAGUAAUUGGAAUGAUGGUAUUAAAAACGGAACAGAUUCUACUACAGAUUCUAACAGUUAUUUCAUUCUAACAAAUUCUUAUAAAAGUUCUAUAAUUGUUUUGACUAUGCUGUUGGCACGUCUGGCAGAAUCGAACUAG
Messenger RNA from Diversispora eburnea, 174 nucleotides. NCBI's taxonomy places the organism in Eukaryota, Fungi, Glomeromycota, Glomeromycetes, Diversisporales, Diversisporaceae. The record is from the annotation of a GenBank genome assembly.